GCAACAAACAAUUUUUCCAGGCUGAAUGAAGAUCUUCUAAAUCAGCGAGAUACCAUUUCCUCUUCAGCUCACGGUUAUCUGGUUCAAAAUGCACAUUACUCAGUUAUACCAGGGAGUCAGGCUUUCUUUUUCAGAGUCAUGUAACACUAUAAACAAGAUAACCAAUCUCUAUGGGAGUAGAGUUCAGGCAGUUGCUCUGCACUGUGUUGGCACAUGGUACUGAAAAAAGAUAAUAGUGGAGAGUUUUUCCCCUCUGCUGUGUAAGCCAUUGUUGUAAACCAGGAGUCUUUGCUGAUAAUAUUAAUCAUCACUACCAAAUCUACUCUUAUCCUUAUAUGAAAGGUUUCAUUUUGACUCAGUGUCACUCGCUCUGGCCCUUGGAUACAUUUGACCGUGGCUGCCAGAAUCUCUAGCCACAUGUUUCUGAGUAUAGAGUUGCCAAUAACCAGAGGAAAUUGGUGUACAGAGGGGACUCUGACAUAGGGUUGCAAGUCUUCUGUGGUGCUGUUUCCUGUGUGCAGGGUUGUCCUGCAGGGAAGUGAAGUUCAGAGGAACUAUCGAUGUGUCCAACCUGUCUGACAAGAAUGAUGAGGACGACCUGGACAUCUGCGUGGCUUUCUGUAUGGACCAGCUCAACACGCGUCUCCUGGACCUCAUGAAGACGUCUGGCGUCCGAGAGGUUCGCAGGGUUCUGGGCAAGUAUGUCCAGCAGCUCAAAUCAGCCAGGAAGAUGAUCCCUGGGGUAACUGUGACCUCUGAUCCCACAAAGUUCGGUCAGGGAAUGAUUCUUCCCACCACCAACGCACUGAAGCAGCAUUCGCCUGUGGCGGCCAAGAAGAAUGAGGUUAAGACCAAUAAAACCCAAAUUAGCCCCGCCGCUAAGUGCUCCUCCAGUACCGCCCCCUGUACCACAGGUGAUCGUAUCCUAACCUGCAGUUUUGAUCUGAAAGAAACAUUCCAGCUCAUGAACUCCACAGGACGUUCAUCAGCCAAGAGGUACUCAAACAGACUAGGAAAGACCAGAAGAAACCAGAACAGACAGGAAAUACAAGAACGAGUUAUAAAUGACGCCCCAUGAAAGACCCUGUUCACUUUAUCUAAAUCCACACUACAGUCACGACCAUCCAGCAAGAAAAACUUUGGUUGAUUAGAAUCAUGUCACAUCUGAGCUAAAAAUUGGUUACAGGCUUUGACGAGUCCAGUAUGAAUCCUGGGCUUGAAAUUGACCAAAACCAGACAAUCAGAAAGCAACCAGGUGAUCAGAACCAGGCCACAGCCUUGCUUGAAACUAGGCCAAACCCAGACCAGUAAGGUUCUUUUUAUACCACUGACAUCUCUGUGCAGUUCGUGCAGGUGUUCACACGCUCAUCAGCGGUGCUGGACGGUUGCCGUGGGGGGAAAUUCCCGUUGCUGGGCAGGAGCCUCAGUGGAGAGUUCACACAGCUGGUGCCAGACACUAGGAUUGACAUGAAGUGGUGGUUGAAGACGUGGCCCAGCGCUGAGUCUUCCUGUUGGGAUGUGAUGUGCUCAUGUUUUUCUGCUGCUGCAUUCAGGAACGCUCUAACCUCUCUGGUCUCUCUGUAGACCACUAUACUACCGUGGCUCCCAGACUGAAAGGAACAAUGUACCCGAGAAGCUCCAGUCAAAGACUUUAAAACGUUCUUUAAGCUUUGACUUGGGAUGUUAAUAAAGAACUUCUCUCUGCUCUGUGUUUGUCCUGCUGCUGUCAAUAUGGUGCAACAUUUUUACUUUAAACUUUAUCUAUACAGUUCCACUUAAACAGUCACUUCCUACUGUAAGGUAAAAACCUGCCUUUUAAAAGAAGACAUAAAUGAUGACAGCAGGGAGGAAGACAUUCUUCUAGACUCCUUUUGGGUUUUGUGUGAAAGAUCUGAACUCA
Oreochromis niloticus (Nile tilapia) is the source of this 1900-nucleotide messenger RNA. RefSeq names its product activator of 90 kDa heat shock protein ATPase homolog 1-like. Lineage: Eukaryota; Metazoa; Chordata; Actinopteri; Cichliformes; Cichlidae. The coding region runs from base 623 to 1078 and encodes 151 amino acids. The record is from RefSeq and is a predicted model, not a curated record. The transcript has 5 exons.